GACUGAAGUGACUGAGCGUGCACAUGGGUUCUCAGCCUGGCUUUCCCCGUCAUUCUGCUCUCUCCCCCAGAGGAUGGGGACUUGUUACCUGGAUUAUCCGGCUUGAGCUGCCCAGGCCGCUGGGCCAGGAGUUCCCAGGUGUCCUGCUCCCUUUUGAAAAGUAAAGCUUGUUGCUGGCAGUGCUGUGUGACAGUCUUGACCCAGUUUGCCUCUCCGCCCUCUCGUCGCAGCUCCAGGAGGCUGUGUGCUUGUCUCCGCGCAGGCCUUCAGGCGGCCGCGGCCCUUCUCUCACAGGCCAUUUAGUGGGCGCAGCCCGGCGGGUUCCCACCACUGCUGCUUCUGUGGCUUGUUUGAGGUUAGCGGUGACAACACAAAGGACUGCCCUGUUCCGUGAUGUUAAAAAUGAACCGUGGCCUCAGCCUCAUGGGUCAGCACUGCCUCACUUGGUGGAUAGGCACACAGCCCUGUGGUGUAGAAGGGCUGCAAGGGGCUGUGACGUGGCAGGACUCCGGGGCGAGACAAGGCUCCUGGACCAGUCUCCCCAGUGAGCAACCAGGCGCAGAUUCUGCUGUCCCAAGGGGAAGACCUGUCCUGUUUUUGUGCAAUAACCCCAAUUAUAAAUUUCUAAAACUUGAGUGUUUGCUUAAUCAACAGGUUGCAGGUAGAGUCACCUGUGGAGCUUCUGCACUGUACACGUAACCUGUGGCUCCAACAGCAGGCUCCGAGGCCAGCCUCUGACAGUCACUGCUCAUUUAGGCCUCGCUUUAGUUCUACCCACUGUCCCACAUGUGCCUUAUUCAUGCAGCAUUCCCUCCUGGAAAUUCCUCCACAAGUCGACUCUUACAGCUCUAACUCAUUUUUCUUCCUCCAAUGUUUUCUUUGUGGUAAAAUACACAUAACAUGAAACUUACCACCUCGGCCAUGUUUAAGUGCACAGCUCGGUGACGUUAAGCACAUUCAUGUUCUUGUGCAGCCAUCACCACCAUCCGUUGUGAGAACUGACUUCAUCAUCCAAGACUCAGACUCUGUGCCCACUGAACACUGACUCGCCACCCCCGGCCCUGCCCUGGCCCUGGCUCUUCUACUUUCUGUCUCUAUGAAUCUGAGUCCUUUAGGAACCUCAUCUUCCUCAGAGCACAGCGUCUUGUCUCUACUGGAAGCAGAAGUGAAAGGGUCCAGGGAAAGGCCCCUGCAUCCAUGGACACAAUGACCAAAAGCCGGCUCUUCCGCCUGUGGCUGGUCCUGGGGUCCGUGUUCAUGAUCCUCCUGAUCAUUGUGUACUGGGACAAUAUGGGCCCUGCCCACUUCAAUCUGCACACAUCCCUCUCCAGGCCGCACGUGCUGAAGCCCUUCCCCAGCCCCAAUUCAGCGCCCGGGGAUGUCUUCACCUCCAGCCUCGAGAUUUGGGAGAGCUUUGUCAGGGAGAAGCAGCGCCCCCUUUUGGGCAAAAGGGUGGAGCAGCCCUCCCUGCCGGCCUCCAGCAAGCCUGUGCUCGGCAACCUGGAGGAGAGCGUGAGGGGCUACGACUGGUCCAGCCACACUGACCAGCAGAGUCCGGACCCGGAUGGGCGGCAGGCCGAGCGGAGGAGCGUGCUGAGGGAGUUCUGUGCCAACGCCAGCUUCGUGUUUCCCACCAAGGAGCGCUCCUUCGACGACAUCCCCAACUACGAGCUUAACCAUCUCAUCGUGGACGACCGCCACGGGGUCAUCUACUGCUACGUGCCCAAGGUGGCCUGCACCAACUGGAAGCGCGUGAUGAUCGUCCUGAGCCAGAGCCUCUCGGACCAGGGCACGCCCUACCGCGACCCCCUGGACAUCCCGCGGGAGUACGUCCACAACUCCAGCACCCACCUGACCUUCAACAAGUUCUGGCGCCGCUACGGGAAGUUCUCCAGGCACCUCAUGAAGAUUAAACUGAAGAAGUACACCAAGUUCCUGUUCGUACGCGACCCCUUCGUCCGCCUCAUCUCGGCUUUCCGCAGCAAGUUCGAGCUGGAGAACGAGGAGUUCUACCAGAAAUUCGCCGUCCCCAUGCUGAGGAUGUACUCCAACCACACCCGCCUGCCCGCCUCGGUCAGCGAGGCCUUCAGCGCCGGGCUCAGGGUAUCCUUCGCCAACUUCAUCCAGUACCUGCUGGACCCGCACACGGAGGAGCUGGCGCCCUUCAACGAGCACUGGAGGCAGGUGCACCGCCUCUGCCACCCCUGCCAGAUCGACUACGACUUCGUGGGCAAGCUGGAGACGCUGGACCAGGACGCCGCCCAGCUGCUGCGGCUCCUCAAGGUGGACCGGCUGCUCCAGUUCCCCCCGAGUUACCGCAACAGGACUGCCAGCAGCUGGGAGGAAGGCUGGUUUGCCAAAAUCCCCCUGGCCUGGAGGCAGCAGCUAUACAAACUCUACGAAGCAGACUUUGUUCUCUUCGGCUACCCCAAACCUGAAAAUCUGCUUAGAGACUGAAGGCGCUGGGGGAAAUCCGAACACCAAAAAAAAAAGUGCUUGUGUUGUUCCUUUCAACCUGAAGGAAGGGCCGGUGGUACCGCGACCAUCUUCCAGAGGAUGGAGCACUGGCCUGCCACGUAUAUUUUUUUAUGGCUUCGUUUCUCUCCUGGUGUGAAUUCCACAGUGCUCGGUUGACGAGCCCGCUGGAAACACCUGGAACUGAUCACACCCACACUCCAGUUUGUAAAAUAACCUAUGGUUUCGCAGUCUAGACUUACUGUUUACUGCUUCCCUGUAUUCAUUGAGUACUGUGUUAAUAUUGUUUUUUUAAGAUUAAUAUAUUUCAGAUAUUUAAUAUGAAAAGUGGAGAAGGAAGUGGUGGAGUAAAAGGGUAUACCUGC
Messenger RNA from Odocoileus virginianus texanus, 2840 nucleotides. NCBI's taxonomy places the organism in Eukaryota, Metazoa, Chordata, Mammalia, Artiodactyla, Cervidae. The record is from RefSeq and is a predicted model, not a curated record.